GGCGGGUAAAGCAACAGUUUGGCAACUGUGCUUUGUUGAUAUCCGAAACGUCAAAAUUAUUGUUUUUCUGCUAGUUAUUUUCGGAUACUUAGCGAAUACAUUCAGAAGACUUUUGACUUUCAAAACAAUGGCCGUGUGUAUCGGUUUCAUUGGAAAAGAGAAUUCACCGUUAUUUCUUCGGUGCAUAAAUCAAUCGCAAGAACUCCAAUUUCAUUACAUUAUGCAUACGUGCAUCGAUUUCGUGGAGGAAAAAAUCAUCCAAAGCAACAAAUCUGGAAGUGAUGUCCGAGAACUGUAUCUUGGCCUACUCUAUUCCAGUGAAGAAGUCAAAGCAUAUGGCUUUGUCACAAACACAAAAGUUAAAAUUGUGAUCAUAAUUGACUCCACCAAUUCUCUUUUAAGAGAUAAUGAAAUUCGAGCAAUAUUUAGAAAGUUACACAAUGCCUACACUGAAUUAGUUUGCAACCCCUUCUAUACACCAGGAGAUCCCAUCACAUCCAAGUCGUUCGGUGCUCUUGUCGACGAGUUGUUGGCGUCAUCUAGUUAAGAUAUAAAUAAAUGCUUUGCCACUGUA
Messenger RNA from Daphnia magna, 574 nucleotides. Its product is annotated as trafficking protein particle complex subunit 2-like protein. The coding region runs from base 128 to 547 and encodes 139 amino acids. The transcript is spliced from 5 exons. Gene Ontology annotation, cellular component: nucleus; TRAPP complex; cytoplasm. NCBI's taxonomy places the organism in Eukaryota, Metazoa, Arthropoda, Branchiopoda, Diplostraca, Daphniidae. The record is from RefSeq and is a predicted model, not a curated record. Gene Ontology annotation, biological process: endoplasmic reticulum to Golgi vesicle-mediated transport.